AUUGGCAAACGUUUCUCGUAUUCUCUCCCUCGAUAAACCCUUCUGCCUCAGCUCACCAGAGAGAGAGAGAGAAAGAGAGAGAGGCGAGAAAAUGGUGCAGCGGCUCACUUACCGGACGCGGCACAGCUACGCCACCAAAUCCAACCAGCACCGUGUCGUCAAAACGCCCGGUGGGAAACUGGUGUACCAGAGCACCAAGAAGCGAGCUAGCGGUCCCAAGUGCCCGGUCACUGGCAAGAGAAUCCAAGGAAUUCCUCAUUUGAGGCCUGCUGAAUAUAAGAGAUCCAGAUUGUCUCGAAAUCGGAGGACUGUGAACCGUGCUUAUGGUGGGGUCUUGUCUGGAGGUGCCGUAAGGGAAAGGAUCAUCAGAGCCUUUUUAGUGGAAGAGCAAAAGAUUGUGAAGAAAGUCUUGAAAAUUCAGAAGGCCAAAGAGAAGCAAGCUGCUAAGAGCUGAGCUUUGGAAGAUAUUUUGAUUCAAAAUUGCAGCGAGAGAAUUUUGGACAUGCCCAGGCAUCAGAGAAAUGUAAUUUGUGGUAUUCAAAUUUCGUUUUGUAUCUUCUUAGGCUGUUUGAACUAGUACUUCAUUUCUUCACUUUGUCAACAAGUAGAUUAUGCUGGUGCUCUUUUUGACCA
Molecule: messenger RNA, 633 nt
Organism: Diospyros lotus (date-plum)
Lineage: Eukaryota; Viridiplantae; Streptophyta; Magnoliopsida; Ericales; Ebenaceae
Product: 60S ribosomal protein L34
Exons: 4
Coding region: 92-454 (120 amino acids)
Biological process (GO): translation; ribosome biogenesis
Cellular component (GO): cytosolic large ribosomal subunit; ribosome
Molecular function (GO): structural constituent of ribosome
Source: RefSeq, a predicted model, not a curated record